Spirodela intermedia is the source of this 4716-nucleotide messenger RNA. Lineage: Eukaryota; Viridiplantae; Streptophyta; Magnoliopsida; Alismatales; Araceae. The record is from the annotation of a GenBank genome assembly.
AUGGGGCUUUGGUUAUCCGAGUACUUGCCUUCGUGUUUGUCGUCGCCAUCAGAUGAGAAUUAUGGAGGAACUGCCGUCAUAUUGAACGUGUAUGAUCUCACCACCUGGAACGACUACACUCAUUGGUGUGGGUUUGGGAUCUUCCAUUCCGGAAUUGAAGGUAAGUCAAAUGCGCUAUAUUGCGUUCUUCUCGUUGUGUUUCCCAUUUUCUGGUUGAAAUUUCUUCCUGGGUCUUGGUUUCUCAGUAUGAUGGAAUUAACGCAGAACAUUGGUGUUUCGUGUUUGGAUUUCUGAGUUUUAUAAUUUUCUCCUGUACUCUUAUUGAUUUUUUUUGAAUAAUUAUGAUGAUUCAAAGAAGAUUUCUUUUGAUUUUACAUGUUUUAUUAAAAAAUCUUGAAAAUGUCUUUCAUGUACCGAAACAGAAUAAAAAUUAGUGUUUCUGCCAUCAAGCAGAAAAUGAUCUUCUUGGUAAAUUUAGGAUUACUAGUCGGCAAGUAAAAUAGUUGAUUCCAGAUAUCCUCUCUGGUUAGGAGGACGACAAUCUGCCUUGGUUCAAGGAUAUGUUAACAUAAUACGCUUAAAAUUAUCCACUGUAGUAUCGCAUUUCUGAGUCUACUUUUUAGGAACAGGGACAUGGCAUUACUCCAUUAAAAGUUGAAAGUAACAAUUGGUAUCUUCUUCCUCGGAAUAUUAGGGGGCCUGCUGAUUACUAUAGAAGAACAAAAACAUUCUCCGCUUAUGAUCACCACAUCACAAAAGGCACCGUUGGUCAAGGGAAACUAUACGGAAAGAAUAUGGAUUCCUUCUUUAUGUAUGAAUAUUAUUUUGUUUCUUUCCAGGAAUUUUUUUCUGAUCGUUUGUAAAUGUUUUCCUGACCUUUAUAGUUUUCUCUGUAAUUGCAUGAUUCGAAUGUAGACCAUUUAGCCUUUCAACAGAUUUCAGUAAAUUUGGCAUAGUCCUCCCCUGCCCUAAAUUACAUUGAUAAAGAGCUUGAAUCUGGAUCAACCCAUGAUGUUGAUCGUAAAACUUUGCAGAAAGUUGCAUCACGGAUUUGUCUAGGUGACGUCGCAUUAACAGAACAAAAUAUGUGUUUGAGCCACCGAAACGAAUUGAUGUCUAUUUUUGUCUCGUCAAGCUUAAUGAGUAUCAGAAAUCCGGAUGAUUAUUAAGGAAAACAUUUGAUUACAAAUCGGAAUACCGCAAAGUAGACACCUAGAAAUGGGUCCUUCGUUGGAAAUAACAUGAGGGCUUGACAGAUUUUAGCCAAACUAGUUAUCUAGAAUUCAUCUUCCGUCUGAGAUUUUAGUAUUUCAGUUUGGGCUCCAUUAACUUGGGCGAAGUAGUGGGCCUAUAAGGGUUAGUUGCGAGGGGUGUCAAUGACGAUUCAUUGAAUCGCUAUCAAACUGGGAAAGCUCAAGUAUUUGUAAAUUUUUGGCAGUGAUGUUUACUUGUAUUAAGAUGGUGAACGUUCUUUUAUAAUUGGUUUUAUAUAUUCCCUUCAAUCCACCCCUUUGACCUUAAAUACAUAGUAGUGCACAGAAAAAAAAGCAUAUUUACUGCUUGCUUUCUGAAUAAGAGGAGUGAUGCCAUUUGAAUUUUAUAAUUAGUGUUUGAAAAUAUGGUUCCCAGUAAUUUAACUGGAAAGCAGCUUUGGAUCUGGAUUUAGAAAGCGUCUUCAUGGUUUUUCUUUUUUCCAGUCGAAUGGAAGACUAUCGAUAUUUAAAAUUUCCUAAUACCCAUUUUAGGUGCACAUGCUGAUAAAAAAUAAAACUUGAAGAAGCUAGAAAAGCGUCCCUGUAAGUCAGUUGUGCCCAAGACGUCAGGUUGCCUAUGGGUUGGUUUCAAAUCGUAAUGAGAAUCUCAGUGAGACAAAAAACUUUAAACAUGUCCUUAUUCCUUGUAUGCAACCGAACUAGGAGAGAAGUUACUCUUUUACUUGGAAAGUGAUUUAAAAGUAUGUUAGUGAGUGGUAAAAGAAAAAAAAAUUAGUUCCUAGUGCAAUUUUAAGAAACAAUUGAGAAGCGUCUGCAAUGGAAGGUUUUAGUUUAAUGUAUCUUCAUGGCCUUUCUUCCUUAUUUUGGUCUCUAUCACAGCGUUUGGAAUGGCAUAAGAAAUUUAUCCCAAAUUUCUUCUUUUUCAUUUCUCAAAUCGCCAAUUCUUUUAAGUUGAGGCAUCCAUAUGCCUUCUUACUUUAUGGAAGCCUUCUACUGUACAGUAGGCUAAAACUGAUACCCAAUGAAGAUUUAUUUAGUGUCCUUCAUCUAUUAGAAGCUUCUUCCCUAUGGCAAAAGUUGACUUUUUAAUAUUUAUUCGUGUUCUAAUCAUGGUUUGGUGGCCCGAUACUCCAAUAUUUACCUCGUAAAUUCUAUUGCUUUUUGGUGGAAAUCUAUUUAUCGCUGUAGUCUCUUUUAGUUCCUUCUAAAACUGAGUACAUUUUUCUACUCGUACUGCAAAAGUCGUAAGACUUCACGCAUACCAUUGGGAUCCAGGGGAGGUGGAUUAUUCAGCAUAAAAUCACUGUUUAGAAUGGUGAAUUUUCAAAAAUAAUUUUUAUUGGAAACCGCUGAAUCGAUCAGUUAUCCCCUACAUGACAUGUCUUUUUGAAGCUCUUCUGAAUCUGCAAACACUUUCAGCUUAAUUCUGGAAGGGUUACCUUGACAGUAAAUUAUUUACUGAUGAGAGAUAGUUUCACAUUUAUGGUUACUGUGUGCCGUAUCUGUGGCGACAACGAUAAAGAUUUUGACGUCACCGAGACGAUUGGGGCAACCUCCAAUGAAAGUAAAAUCUUUUAUCCAUGAUUUAAAUUUGCUUGUGGAGAAUAACAGCCAAGUGCAUUGAUUAGAAAUGUGGUUGAAAUGCUCUUGAUAUUGCAUACAGGCGCAGAGUGGACGUACUAUCUGGGUAGACAUGAUACAUGCAUCUGCUGUAUGGUGCAAUGCUAGUUGCAAUACCAGCAUUUCAUUGUGUUGUCUUAAACAUUUCAUUGUCUUGUCUCAUUCACUCAUGAAACUGGACGUGCACUCAUCAGAUCACUAGCAUGAAUUUUGACAAAAACAUGGGGGUCUAAGUCACGUGACUAUUGAUCUUCACGCUGUUAGCAUGUCGCCAACUUGGCAAUAUGCAUGUGCACGUGUAUAUCACAGCUAUAAGAGGCAGAUGUCAUGUUACCUAACUAAAACUUUUUCUUCUUUCUUAUGCAUUAGCAGCUCAUGGUCUGGAAUAUGCAUUUGGUGCUCAUGAUCUGCCUGCUAGUGGAGUUUUUGAGGUGGAACCAAGGAAUUGUCCUGGCUUUACGUACAGAUGCUCCAUAUUGUUAGGAUAUACCAACAUGCAUCUUCCUGAAUUUCAAGAAUUCAUUGGAAAUAUGGGUUCAGACUAUUAUGGUGACACAUACAGCCUGAUUUCAAAAAAUUGCAACCAUUUUACACAAGAUGUAUGUAUGAGACUGACCGGGAAACAGAUCCCAGGAUGGGUAAACCGACUUGCUCAACUAGGUAACUUACACUUCCACAGUUUUUCCUGCGCUUUUUUGCCUGUUUUAAGAUGUUGGUGUUUUCUGUAAGUUAAGGCUCUAGAGGAACAAUUUAUGUUGUCUAUUGUUGCUUCCAUUUUUCUUGUGAUCCUUCAUCUAAGGUGCAUUUCUUCAUGGGGAUUUAUUUUCAUUUUUUAUUUAUUUAUAUUUUUCUCAUGAUGUGAGAUGUUCCCGUCACCUUUUGUUUACCAAGUUAGAUUCUAUUUUUUUAACUCAUAUUAAACACAAAGAAUAUCCCAAUUCUUGGAAUUUUCUAUUAUGUAAGUGUGUGGAAAAAAGUAGUGGUUUUUUUACUUUAUAAGUUGAAGUAUGAUCAAAGUAUCUUCUAACGUGAAUUAAGAGGAUGUUUAUAUUGCAGAAGAGUAUCACAACCAAGGAAAUUACCAGUUUGGAUGCUGUCAAAUUACACAGUAAGGGGAAAAUGUGCCCACAUGAGAAAUUAUGCCACAUGAGUGUUUACUCCUGAAAUAAUGAUGAAACAUCACGUGUUUUCUUUAGCCCUUAGACUGGUGUUUUGUUUGAUGUAAUAUCUACGCCUCUUAGAUAUCUAUCCAGCAGUGGCCCAGUUCGGCAGAAUUUCUGUCAAAUUGUGCUGUUAAGUUCUUGGGAAAGUUCAUAAUUAGGCUCUAUCAACUUCUGCAAGUUUCCAAUGUGAUCAAAGUGCAAUUUGAUUAAAAAACCAACCCAAUUUUUCCGAUAUAUUUAAUAUCGGCUGCUGAUACCGUUUCAAUAUUGCAACGAGAAACAGUCACAAAUGCACGUAGGUUCUGUAACCAGUCACGUUAAAAUUGAAAAAUAGUUAACUCUACUGUGUGAUGUGCAGGUGCGAUGUGCAGUUGUUUGCUCCCUGAAAGCUACCAAAUUCCUGUUGGUAAGCAGAUUUCCGAAUAUUACAUCUAUUCAGGUUAGCGGCGGAAUUUCUCCAUAAUUUGAUGUCUUUUCCUCGAACAGCUCCAUCAAAGUAAACUCAAGCUGCAUGCCAAUAGAUCUUUAUUUAAAAUGUUUCUUACCCUGAAUCGUCCGCAGAAGACGAAUCUGGAUCUCUUUCAACUAUCACCGCACGUGAGCCUUCAGAGAGCGACGAUGCGGAGGAAGAUGAUGCACACCUGCUCUCACCACCUUCUGGGGGACGACGAGGAUCCGUUCAAAUGAGAUUUCCGCUGGUAACGUCCCCAAUGCCUUGA